Molecule: messenger RNA, 2004 nt
Organism: Anastrepha obliqua
Lineage: Eukaryota; Metazoa; Arthropoda; Insecta; Diptera; Tephritidae
Exons: 3
Coding region: 144-1967 (607 amino acids)
Source: RefSeq, a predicted model, not a curated record
CAUUAUGCAGCUGCUAUCAAUGAUAAAAAUAAAAUAAAAAAUGCAAACUAAAUAUAAGAAAUAUUUUGAUAAAUAUAUUAGAAAUUUGAUAGCUAAAUCAAAUAAAAAUAUAGUUCUGAAACAAAGCAAUCACAGUACGAACGAUGAGCUUUGUGUGGAAAGUUUUUGCAGCUUGCUUCCUGCUUCAAGGUGUUUUCGCCCAACUACCGCUGAAUAAUGAACUGACGAUCCGCAAGGGCGACCAAGUGUUGAAUAGAAACGCUGCAGCAUUUUUUGAAGCCAUUUUCAAUCCUAACAAUGAAAAAACAAUUUCGGUUAGCAACAUCAUACCAGAUGACAUUAGUACAGAAGUGUGCCUGGAUAUAUACACCGCGCGACUGGAUAUCGCCACCGUGGUUGGUGGCAAUAAAGUGCGACAAUGUUUACGCGUUAACAAUUUUCUGCUCGAAAUCUAUAUGAAGAUGUUUGGCGUAUUAACUUUGCAGCCGCAAUUUUUACAAGGCAUUCAGCAGUGUUCCUCAGAAUUUAUAAUGGACUUAAAAUUCCGGUGCUAUUCUAGUGUAAUUACCAGGAUAUUUAGAGAACUGAACUACAUCCCAACUGAGGCGCAAGAAAUCGACGAACGCUGUGUAUAUUUUGAAUUAGAUCGAUUUGUACGACAUCUGGGGAAGGCUACUGAUAAAUAUGAAAGAUGUAUUUUAUACUCGAAAAAUGUUUGCAAGAACUCUACUAUACCCACCCCACCUAAGUAUAAUACUACGUUGGCUCCUCCACAAUGGAACUCUACUAGGUAUCUGCCUCAUUUGAAUAGCACAUGGACUCCUCCUCUAUGGAACGCUACUUGGAAUCCACCUCAAUGGAAUACUACCAAAGCGCCACCUCAAUCGAAUAGCACAUGGGCUCCUCCUCAAUGGAACACCACUUGGACUUGGAAUCCACCUCAAUGGAAUAGCACGUGGGCUCCUCCUCAAUGGAACACUACUAAAACACCACCUCAAUCGAAUAUCACAUGGGCUCCUCCUCAAUGGAACACCACUUGGAAUCCACCUCAAUGGAAUAGCACAUGGGAUCCACCUCAAGCGAAUAGCACGUGGGCUCCUCCUCACUGGAACACUACUUGGAAUCCACCUCAAUGGAAUAGCACAUGGGAUCCACCUCAAGCGAAUAGCACAUGGGCUCCUCCUCAAUGGAACACCACUUGGAAUCCACCUCAAUGGAAUAGCACAUGGGAUCCACCUCAAGCGAAUAGCACAUGGGCUCCUCCUCAAUGGAACACCACUUGGAAUCCACCUCAAUGGAAUAGCACAUGGGAUCCACCUCAAUGGAAUAGCACAUGGGCUCCUCCUCAAUGGAACACUACUUGGAAUCCACCUCAAGCGAAUAGCACAUGGGAUCCACCUCAAGCAAAUAGCACAUGGGCUCCUCCUCAAUCGAACACUACUUGGAAUCCCCCUCAUUGGAAUAGCACAUGGGAUCCACCUCAAGCGAAUAGCACAUGGGCUCCUCCUCAAUGGGGCACCACUUGGAAUCCACCUCAAUGGAAUAGCACAUGGGAUCCACCACAAUCAAAUAGCACAUGGGAUCCUCCACAAUGGAACACUACUUGGAACCCACUUCAAUGGAAUAGAACAUGGAAUCCACCUCAAUCGAAUAGCUCCUGGGCCCCUCCUCAAUCGAAUGGCACAUUGGAUGCACCUCAAUGGAGUAGCAUAUUGGCUCUUCUAGAAGGAGACUCAACUAGGGACCCUCCUCAGUUGGACACCGAGUGGGCUUCUCCACAAUUUAACACUUCAAUAAACUCAACGUGGAAUCCACUACAGUCCAACUCAUCUGGCAAUUUAAACGCUACUCAGAUACGAGCAUCAUUAAAUACAACAGAGGAUGCAGAAGUUCCGAAUACUGCCGAAAGCAGUUCCGUUAGCGAGAGUACGCAUUGGUGGCAAAAGCUUUGGCGUUUAUUCUGUUAAUAUUUGUAUAUAUGUAUGUAUAUUAAAGCCAAUGCAU